AUGCCAGCUAGCUUAAUUCCCUUCGAAGGAAGUGUAGGCCCGCUCGGCAAUGGAGCCAGGCGCAGGCGGUCUCCUCCUCACUGGAGCCGUGUGGGAAAUGUGACUAGUUUAGUCUACGACUCCCUCAGCGGUGCAGAAGAGCGACUGGUCGCCUUCGCCGCCGACAGCUUGGCAGGUCUUGGUGAGAAUGACGACCUUGAAGGUCCUAGUCGAAGCCUGACCGAAGAUGUCGAGGGGUUCCCUACGAACUACCCUGAAACCACCGCCGAGGCAAUGCCGUCCCUGGUGCAGGAUUUCUACAACUUGCUCGACAGCUUCAACUGUAUCAACAAUGGUCCUAACUGUGAACUAACACGUGGCCAGGACGAUGUGAUCGAGUUAGACGACCACUGGUCCAUUGUUUACAGGCCAGCACUUGAGUACGACCCCGGAAGCAUGAAGAGAGCCGUAAGGUUUCGGAUUCUCGUCGUGGCCUGGCGAGGCUUUAGAGUCUUCAUUCGAUGCUUCAUAUAUUAAGAAAAUAAGCAAGUCCUGAUUCGUUUAUUAUAAUGAUAUCUAUUGAUUUAUU
Branchiostoma belcheri (Belcher's lancelet) is the source of this 568-nucleotide messenger RNA. RefSeq lists its product as uncharacterized. The record is from RefSeq and is a predicted model, not a curated record. The transcript is spliced from 3 exons. Lineage: Eukaryota; Metazoa; Chordata; Leptocardii; Amphioxiformes; Branchiostomatidae. The coding region runs from base 1 to 516 and encodes 171 amino acids.